Gadus chalcogrammus (walleye pollock) is the source of this 2492-nucleotide messenger RNA. RefSeq names its product hepatocyte growth factor a (gene hgfa). The transcript has 18 exons. The coding region runs from base 328 to 2451 and encodes 707 amino acids. Gene Ontology annotation, biological process: proteolysis. Lineage: Eukaryota; Metazoa; Chordata; Actinopteri; Gadiformes; Gadidae. Gene Ontology annotation, molecular function: serine-type endopeptidase activity. The record is from RefSeq and is a predicted model, not a curated record.
AGAUGCAUGUCAUGCACUCUCCUCUAAACCGGAGCGCGAAACAAGGGAUUAAAAGCGUUGCCAGGAGCGCAGAGUGAAAAAAGAGAAGCAGACGGGGUCCAGACCAGUAAACCAUUUAACCAGUGAGGGGAGAGCGGAGUUAGGACCGGCAACUGCAAGAGUCAGGACCUUUAGGCUUCUUCUUUUUUUAAAGUGUGCAUCUCUGGUAGAUCGGAAGGUGCCUGUGCUCCCCCCCUGCCCCUACCACCACCAACUCUGGACUCGGAUUAUCGUCGCAUCCUCUGCGCGUCGUUUGGAUUACUGUUGCUUUAAUCCCGGUGGUCCGCCAUGAAGACAGAAGUGUGGAUACAAGCGCUGGUGCUGGCCGUGGUGUCGCUGGUGCAAGCAGGCUUCUGUAAGGAAAGGGAGCUGUCCCUUCAGAAGUAUGAGAAGACUGAGAGCUCUUGGCUGGUGUGCCCCACCUGCCCACAGGCCGCUCGCGAGCGCAAGAGGAAGAAGCUGGAAUGGUGUGCCUCUAGAUGUAAAAAGGACAAGAAAUUCAAAUGCAGGGCCUUCAACUUUGAGAAGCUCAGCAGGACGUGCCACUUGCUCCCCUUCGACCGCCUCAGCCCGGGAGCACAGACACAAAACAACGUCAACUUCACGCUUUACGAACGCAAAGAUUACAUUCGGGAGUGCAUUGUUGGAACCAAUGGACAGUACAGAGGAAGGAGGUCUUGGACAAAGUCCAACAUCACCUGCCAAGCCUGGUCUGACAACAGCAUCCACGACCACACGUACUUUCCGGAUCAGUCGCCGGCGCUAGACCUCAGAGAGAACUUCUGCCGUAGUCCCAAGAACCAGGGCAGGCCUUGGUGCUACACCACGGACCCCAACACGCGUGUGGAGGAGUGUGGGAUCCCCCAGUGCUCCGAAGAGGUCUGCAUGACGUGCAACGGAGAGGACUACCAAGGGAGGGUGGACCAGACGGAGAGCGGCCUCGAGUGCCAGCGCUGGGACUCCCAGAGACCACACAGACACCCGUUCCAGGGGAGGACGUAUCGGGAUAAAGACCUAAAGGACAGCUAUUGCCGUAACCCGGACCACCGUCUCCGUCCGUGGUGCUACACCAUGGACCCCAAGACCCCCUGGGAGUACUGCAACAUCUCCGUGUGUGAUUCUCCGGGAGAUCCGUCAGUCAACGUCACAACGUCGUGUGUGCAGGGCAAGGCGGCGGACUACAGAGGCACAGUGAGCAUGACUCCCAGAGGACUGACCUGUCAGCGCUGGGACUCCCAGUUCCCCCACAAUCACUCAUACCUUCCCCAGAACUACAAGUGCAGAGAUCUCAGAGAAAACUACUGUCGCAACCCCGAUGGCUCAGAUUACCCAUGGUGCUUCACUACAGACCCUCAUCAGAGGAGGGCCAGCUGCACACAGAUUCCCAGAUGUGACGCGUUGGCCUCUCAGAAAACAGAAUGUUACCGGGACAACGGGGAGGCCUACCAGGGCACUCUGUCCAUGACCAGGUCUGGGAUCCCGUGCGGGGACUGGUCCCAUCACAUUAACAGUAGGGAUCCUCACUCCGUAGAGUCCCACGUCCUGCUGGAGAAGAACUACUGCCGGAACCCCGAUCGGGACAAGAACGGGCCCUGGUGCUACACCAGCUCCAGCAGCCGCCUGGCCUGGGACUACUGCGAGCUCAAGAAAUGUGAAUCUCCCAGAAUCAGCGCUCCGUUAAACAAUCUCACCGCGCCCUCGACAUCGUGCAUCGUCCACAUAAACACCCGGAUCGUGGGGGGGCACCAGGUCCAUGGCUCCGACGGCAGCUGGGUGGUCAGCAUCCAGAGAGAGAACAACCACUUGUGCGGGGGGACCCUGGUGAGAGAAGACUGGGUGCUGACGGACCAGCAGUGCUUCACCUCCUGCGUCCCGGACCUGAAGGACUACAGCGUGCAGGUGGGGCUCCGCCACCUCAACGCCUCCUCCGCUCACCCCCGCCUGCACAUCUCCAGGCUGGUCUGCGGCCCGGAGGGCUCCAACCUGGUGCUGCUCAAACUGGAGCGGCCCGCCCCGGUGUCCGAGGGCGCCACCAGCAUCCAGCUGCCGGUUCGAGAGUGUCACAUCCGUGAAGGCACCAACUGCACCAUGUACGGCUGGGGAGAGACCAAAAACACCGGCCACGAGGAGUCGCUGAAGGCCGUUACCAUGCCGAUGGUCAACAACGAGGUGUGCUCGCGGCUCAAAGACGGCGCUGGGGACAGCCGCGUGUGCGCCGGCGGCAAGAGAGGCGAGGGCAUCUGUGACAAAGACAACGGGGGUCCGCUGGUCUGCCAGGACCACCAGCGCAAGGUCAUCAUCGGGGUGUCGGUGCAGCGCACCAAGUGCGCCUCCUCGCAGCCCGCGCUCUUCGUCAACGUGGCCUUCUACUCCGACUGGAUCUACAAGGUGUUCAAGCACUACCCCAGUUAGGGGCGGGGGGGGUCCAGCCCUCUGCGGGGUCCCAGUCGGCC